UAUAUAUACAUAUAUAUGCGUGUAUAUGUUCCAGCAGUCAGUGAUUGCUUAACAUCAGUAGGGAGAGCAUCGUCUCCCUUUCUCCACUACACCGGUGUCUGGAUCCUCCCAACACACUGCUGUCUUCUUGUUAAGUCACAGAACUCAGGUGCAGCAGCACACUUCACAACACACUGUAAGAGCUGGCUUCUUUGCAGAGCUUCGUCAAACUUACACCAUAACAUGAGUAUUCACGUAACGAGACAACCCAGUAAUGUAACGAGGUGUGAGGGAGGAUGUCACUGUGGUGCAGUCAGGUUCCAGGUCCUCGCACCUACAUCUCCAACUGUUAUUGACUGCAAUUGCAGCAUCUGCCUUAAGAAACAGAACAAGCACUUCUUGGUACCUUCAAGUUCCUUUAAGCUAUUAUCAGGACACGACUGCCUGACCACCUACUCCUUCAACACCCACACAGCUAAGCACACAUUCUGCAGCGUCUGUGGCGUCCAGUCCUUCCACAUCCCCAGCUCUCCUCCAGAUUCCUACGGAGUGGCGCCUCACUGCUUGGAUGACGGAGCUAUCAAGAAGGUCACUUACAAGAAGGUUGAUGGCAAGAGCUCUGUUCCGGCCGUUCACAAGGACUCAAACAGUGACAGAAACAAUGGUAACACCACUGCCCAGUCAUCUCCGAAUACAGUGAACAAGAACCUCAAAAAUACCUCGCAGAACCUCACAAGCGAAAUAACUGAUAAGAACUCACGGCAAUCCACGCCGAAAACCUCUUCUCGCGACAAAGCAGAGGAUAAGAAAAAUAAGAAAUGCAGCAAUAAGAACUCUACAGUCGACAAGGCACUUAAACUAGUUAUUCAAAAGAAUUCGAGCGUAGAUAAAAACGCAAGUAAGAGCCCAGCAUCUUCACAGUCAGACGCCAUCAAGGACACCAGAAAACAAGAACAGAACGGUACUAUAAGUACAAGUGGUAAGAAGCAGGAGACCACACAAGCCUCCUCCACCGCCGUCACACACAGUGGGAAGAAGGAAGGAGACUCAUCUCGUUGUUACACUGUCAACUCAAAGAGGAUAAAUCAAGGAGCCUCCACCUCCUCAUCAGCUUCCUCCUGUUCAUCAUCAUCCAUUACCUCCUCAUCAUCAUCCACCUCUUCUUCCUUCUCGCACAGGAACUUCAUCGUCACUAAGGUGGACGACAAGAACUAUGUGCAGUUCUUGCACAUGAACUCCAUACCAAGGCAAGACAAUGAAGUCAGCUUGUUGUGACGUUCAACCACACAUUAGUCGAGUUUACAUUUAUUACUAAACUUUGCUUGAAAUAUUCCAUGGAAUUUACCUUUAGCAUUAGCUCUCCGUUUUAUUUUUUUAAUUUCUGGGAAUUUUUGCGAGGUUUUCUGUUGUGGUAAUGCAACAUUAAGACAGUAGGAAACCGUCAAAAAGUUGCAUGGACGGGUAUGUCUGUGACAACAUUAUGGUAGAACUGUGAGAGUCCUCUUGAUUUUGUAAGGAUAUAAUCUACAAAGUGGCUCUUGUCAUGGCAAAAUCUUGACUGUUUCUUCAGAUAAAUGCAUAAUUUGUAUUAUAAACCACUACAGAUAUAUGUAUGUAGUAUGGUGGUUGUCUCCUUAAACCGUCGCUAUAGUUUUCACUUGUUUGCUUUUUUAUGUGUACCUCAGGAUUGGUGAAUUGUGACCCGUCCCCAUUUUAAUUUUACUCCGUAUAUGCAACUUUUUGCUUCAUGUAAGUCAGUCAUGUUUUAUUCCAUUAGAAUAUGCUUCCUCCAAUACCAUGUGCUGCCACUUUAAUAAUCUCUCUGGGUCUUUAUUAAAAUCGAAACAAGUAACUUGGUAUUUAUGGUUCAGGUUCUUCAAUUACAUCUAAAUUAUUUACGAAGGUCUUUAUAUUUGCCAGAACUUGAACAAGGCAAAUUAUAUAAUUGGUUCUGUAACAAGCUGCUUAAAAAAAACAAUCCUGGAUGACCUCUAGGAAGUCGUUGCACUUCAGACUUCCCACAAACUUGGCUGAAAUAAAAAUCCCCUAGGAUUACUACAUCUUUUGUUCUUUGAAGACUUAACGAUCUCGUCGUAUAGUGCACCCUGACCAGUUUCCAAAUUUGGGAGUCUGUAUAACAUUUCUAAUUACAACUUUUCAUAUCCUAGAGAUUCUCUCUCAAGACAAAUUAUGUAUGUAUCCUUUAAAUGCAGCAAUUCAAACUUUCUGGGACACAUAGUGCCACUACUUAACUCCACUCUGCUUCCGGUUAUUUUUAUGAACGUGGAACAACGCAAACCCCUGAAUGUGGCACUCGGCAAGCACAUCUCGACUCAAGAUUAAACAAGGUCUCAGUUGUUGCAGCGUCGGCAACAUAUCCUACGCAUACAACCAGUCUCAACUUGUUUUUCAUGUGUCUAUUGCUAAGAAAGUUCUGUAUUUUCUCCUUGUUCAUAUUUACUUUUCCACUAUUUCUGGUAUUAUCAUUACCCAUUGUUUCUGACUUUUUUUUAUAUUAUUAUUAUUAUUAUAAUAAAAAAGAAGCGCUAAGCCACAAGGGCUAUACAGCAUUUUUUUUUAUUUUUUAUGUAUCGCUCUGCUUGACAUCAACUGCCAGUUUUACCUUGCUCCCUUGGUAACUGUUUUACCUUGCUCCCUUGGUAACUGUUUUACCUUGCUCCCUUGGUAACUGUUUUACCUUGCUCCCUUGGUAACUGUUUUACCUUGCUCCCUUGGUAACUGUUAGUGGUACAAUCGAUACUAUUAGUCUUGAUUAUUUAUAAUGCCUUGAUCUAUAGUACCACAAUCCCUUGUUUUUCAAUAAAGAAUCAUAACUGUAUUUUUUAAACUCGACGCACUACAACAACAGUUGGUUUAGCGUUCCCUUUUGUUAAUAAUAAUGCAGCAACAGUCCUUCGACGUAACAAGGUAAUGCUGUUAUCCUAGGUAAAUGAACGCUUCCUUCAUAUACAUGCCAUUUUUAACACAGAAAUGGUCCCAAUUAUUAAUAAAUGGUACUGCAAUGC
Messenger RNA from Cherax quadricarinatus, 3005 nucleotides. RefSeq names its product serine-rich adhesin for platelets. The record is from RefSeq and is a predicted model, not a curated record. NCBI's taxonomy places the organism in Eukaryota, Metazoa, Arthropoda, Malacostraca, Decapoda, Parastacidae. Gene Ontology annotation, molecular function: carbon-sulfur lyase activity.